Messenger RNA from Pollicipes pollicipes, 983 nucleotides. RefSeq lists its product as uncharacterized. Bases 66 to 983 code for a protein of 305 amino acids. NCBI's taxonomy places the organism in Eukaryota, Metazoa, Arthropoda, Thecostraca, Pollicipedomorpha, Pollicipedidae. The record is from RefSeq and is a predicted model, not a curated record. Gene Ontology annotation, cellular component: plasma membrane. The transcript has 9 exons. Gene Ontology annotation, molecular function: mechanosensitive monoatomic ion channel activity.
GGUUUGCUUUUAGUUGAUCUAUUCCCACAAACUAUAAUAUUCCGACGCAAUUUAUAACUGAAAACAUGAAGAAAGCCAACACCGACAGCAAGACGGAUCUGCCCUCGGCUCCUGGGGCCAUCGCCAAUGUAAAUCGUCGCCACCUCACCAGGGAAGUGGAGAGGGGCCGGCGAGCCAGCCUGGCUCCAGAGGAGAGCGCCCGCCGCGCCUCGACUGCCCAGGAGCAGGAUCAGGAUGUGGAGGCGGCCCGACAGGCGCGCGGCGGGUCGAUAUCUGGCAACUCUGGCCACGUGCAGGGCCAGCAGCAGCCCAAUCUGGAGAACUGCGGCUUUGCGCGCGCCAUGAUGAAGCAGAUGCCGUCCAAAAUGGCGCUCUCCGCCAGCAAAAUAGCGACGCUGGCGUACGGCAAGACGUCGUCGACGGGCGGCGGCGGCGGCCCGUCGGCGCCCGACGAGCUGGUGACCGUUUCUAGCAGUCACGUCCACACGGCGCCCUCGCUACUCAGGUAUGAAAAGGAUGUGUCCAGCCUCGUGGACGUCAUCGAGAUGGAACUGCAAUCGCAUGGCAAGUCCGUUUUAACUGAGAUGCGAAAAAACAAGCGGCUGCGCGAGCUGACCGUCAGUCUGACGGUGAAGCGGCUGGUGCGCCAGCGGCUGGAGCAGAACCUGGAGUACCAGCGCAGCGUGCAGAGCCGCACCCGGCUCCAGGUGCUAACGGACAGACUCGGACGCGGUCUGGUGCUGACGAAGCGGCAUCUGGCGGAUGUCCACGACCUGGUGCACAUCUGGCACGAACAGCUGAAGAGCAUCGAGGGCAACUUUGGCCAGAACGUGGGUCUCUAUUUCCGCUUCAUGCGCUGGCUGCUGGUGGUGAACCUGGAGGUGCUGCUGGUCAGCGUGCUGUUCCUGGUGCUGCCGCAGCUGGUGCUGGACUUCAACGACCCGGACGAGGCUCGACGUAGCGCCAUGGGCGCAUCUCGGUAG